AUGGAACAUCAAAAGGAACAUUUUCGUCAUAUUUUACUUUUUUAUUUCCGCAAAGGGAAAAACGCAUCGCAAGCUCACAAAAAGUUAUGUGCUGUUUAUGUUGAUGACGACCUUAUCAAAGCAAUAAUCGAUUCGGAUCGUCACAGUACAACACGUGAGAUCGCAGAGAAGCUCCAUGUAUCACAUACAUGCAUUGAAAAUCACUUAAAACAGCUUGGCUAUGUUCAAAAACUUGAUACAUGGUUUUUUGCUAAUAAAAACCAGAAGUUUUAUGAACGUGGGAUUAUGAUGCUGCCUGAAAGAUGGCAAAAGGUCAUUGAUAAAAAUGGGCAAUACAUUACAGAAUAA
Molecule: messenger RNA, 348 nt
Organism: Cooperia oncophora
Lineage: Eukaryota; Metazoa; Nematoda; Chromadorea; Rhabditida; Trichostrongylidae
Source: the annotation of a GenBank genome assembly